AUGAAAGAUGGUAAUUUUUCCCCAUUUAUAUAUCUACAUAUAACUAACAAAAUAUUUGUUAUAGAUGAUAUGAGUUGCAUCAAUAAAAGUUCGAAUCGUCGAAGUACAUUGACUGGUUAUUCAUCAAUUUCGUCUGGAAUUGGGAGCAUUGCGAGUGAAGUUUCGGAAUUUGGAAGUUUUGGAGGAACUAUUGGAAGAAGUGCAAGUGUAUCGAGAAAUGGAUCGAAACGAGAAACUGAUAAAGGUAUGUUCAAAAAGCAUAUAAAUUGUAAAUUUUACAAAAUUACCAACAUCUAAAUGUUUUCCAGAACGAACCCGACGAUUCCUGAAGAAUGUGGUGAUAUCUGAUAUUCCAGCUGAAGAAUUGCUGAAAAUGAAAGUUGAACAAUUGAAAAGAAGAAAAGAUCGAUCGAUUGAUGAAGAAUUUGAAACACAAUUAGAUGAAACUGGAUCAUCGACUUCUUCAACAAUUCAAGAAUUAUUGAAUUUUGAUGUGGUUGCAUUAGAUAUCAAUGUUGAUGGAACACCUUGUAAGUUUUUUAUCUUGAUAAAAUUCUGAUCGCUUCAACUUUUAUAUCUCAACAUAUAAAAACCUCUUUUUUCCAGAUUCCAAAGUUGGAGAAGUGAUGAUCAAUGCUGAAAUCUCGAAAAAAAUAAAAGAUGAAAUGAGAUCUGGAUAUCGAUCAGAUAAAUGUGGAACAAUUGUUGAAUGCGAUCCAGAUAUUGUAUUUGUGUGCUCAUCAACUGCUCAAAAUAAGGUCAAUACAUCAUUUGCAGUUCGAGAUCUGGAUGAAUCUGUCGUAUCGAGAGGUAAAUUUUGAAUUUUUGUAGUUUUAUAAAGUUCUGAUCAUUUGCAGCAAGUGUGACACAAUCAGUUUUGGUUAAUGUGAGAAAUUCAAUCUCGAAAUCCAUUGAAUUGUGGAAUUCACAAGCAUUGAGCAGAACUUCAUCAACUUUGGUUAGUUUUUCUUGGCUUAAAUAUCUGAUGAUUAAAAAAGUUUGUUUUCAGUUACUUUUCCCAAUGUUUUGCUCGUCGGAAGAAGAAUGGGAUGCAAAAGAUACAAUUGAGGCUAUUUAUUGUAUGCUCGACGCAAUGUUAAAUACCAAACGGUGGAAAACGGUGAGUUAUAAGAAGUUAUAAAAAUAGAUGAUUUUGGAAAAUUGAUACUUUUAGAAUAUCAUAAUUCCAAAGUUGGAAACGUUAAAAAUUUUGUUUCUAAUUAUUAGAUAAUUUUCCACUGGAAUGGAAAUUACAAUGUGAUUACGAUUAAUUUUUACUACCCAAUUUGUUCCUGGCCAAUUUUAACAAUUUUCAAAAAAUCUCUUCUUUCGUUUUAAUUUUUUUCCAAUAUUUUCAUCAGAAAAAUAAUUUUCAGAACGGACGAGUUAUUUUGGCUGGUUUGACAUCAAACAAUGUUCGACUUCUUCGUGAAAAAUAUAAUGAAAUGAAAUUAUCGAUCAUUGAUGAUUGCGAAUUGCCAGAAAAUGAAUCCUCAAUAAGUAACACAUCUGUUUUAGUAACAAAGGUUUGAUUUUUCUUUGUUUGACCCCACCAUUUUCUCUCCAAAUAUCAGAAAUUUCGCCCCAAUUAUUUAUUCUUCUCCCCGCCGACCACCUUUUUUCCUCUUUCUCUCUGAAUUUUUAUCCUUUUUUGUUUCUUCUUUAAAAAUGUCUUGUCUGUAAAUAAAUUUUGAUGAUUUUAAAAAAUUCGCGGGAUUCUCAAAAACAACAGAUGUGCAAUGAAAAACACAUUGAACUUUUUUUCCAUGAUUUUUUUAGCUGCUCAUUCUCUUUUUUCAUUUUUCGGCUCGUUUAUUACACUCAUUUCAUCUUUUUCACUUGUUUGUUUCACAAGGAAAUCCCUUUUGUUUGAAAUUGGCUGAAAAUUAUGAGAAAUUAAUUUUAGGUUAUUUUGCAGUUCCAAAAAGUUCAAUUUUCAAUUUUUCUCAGAACAAAUCAUGAAUGAUGAAAAAUUGCGAAGUCUUUUUGCAUCUUUGGCAACUUUGACACAACAAGGACCAAUUCCAGGUUAGCAGUUUUUGGGGGAAUUUUUAGUGACAUGGAGUUUUUUAAAAUUUUGGAAAUCGAAGAGACAUUUUCCCAAUGUUUUUUUCUGAAUAAUAACAUAUGUGGAAAAACAUCUUCGGAAUCAAAUACUUCAAAAAAUUAUCAGAAGUUUAUAUCCCAAAUGACUUGAAAUUUGAAAAUCGACGAGACAAAUGUUCAUUUAUUUUCACAGUUUUCACAAGAAGUGUCCCGAUGUUUUUCGAAUUAAAAAUUUGAAUUUCAAAAUUUUUUGAAACCCAUCUUUUUGAUAACUAAUGUUUCUAAAAUCUAUCUUUUUUUGCAGUUCAAGCCUACAGUAUGCUAGCUGGUCAACAUUCAACAGAAGUAUUAGCUGAACAUAUGAGAUUAAGAUGGUUAUCAGAUGGAAGAUUUGGACCAUUGGCUGCAAAUAUUUUGACACAUAUUCAUAAAGGAGAUACAAAGGAUAUAUCAUUAUCAUCGAAUGUUUUGGCACUUUUGUUAAAUGAUUAUCGAAAUCGACUUUCUGUUCGAAAUGAUUCAAGAUUGAUGUUUAGAAAUAGUGUUAAAACAUUGUUUGCGUAAGUUUAUUUUUGAGUUUUGGAACGGAAUAUUUUGCGGGGAAAAUCCACGUUGAAAUUUAUGAAAAUUCAAUUUUUCAAAUACAAAAUUCUGGUAAAAUUUCACGUGUUAGAAUUUUUGUUCCUCAAAAGUGAACAAAUUUUUCGAAUCAUGAAUCCAAAUUAUAUUUUUUUAAAAAUCAAAAGUUUACAGAAUGUAUCCGAUUUACGUGAAAAUGGAUGAAUGUGUCUCAAAAAGUUUUAUCAAACCAAUGUUUUCAUCUUUGGAUGCUUUGAUUGAUGAUGGACCAGAUACUGAAGAUCUUGAGGUUUCAUUUAUUUUUUGGAUCUAUUGUUUUAUCAACAAAUAAUUUCAGACAGCUGGAGUUUUGUUAAGCGAAAAUGGUGGUGUUUUACAUGAAUUGAAUUCAUAUUUAGUCGAUCGAUUGAUUGUGAAAAUUCGACACAAAUUAAUGUCUGAAGAGGAAGUUGUUACAAAACAUGUUCGACAAUUGUUUUUGCAUGUAAGAUUAACAUUGUUGAUCUUUGGAAAAAAAAUUUAUUAAAUUCCAGGUUUAUGAUUUAUGGGCAUUUGGGUGGAGCGAAUUGAAUAUUCCGGAAUGUUUAUUGACUUUGGAAGCAAGUGGAAAAUUAUCGAUUGAUGGAGGACCACAAAGAAAAAAUGAUAUAAAUAAACAAGAAUUUGGUAGUAAAGAAAGUAUUAUUUGA
This is a messenger RNA of Caenorhabditis angaria, 3314 nucleotides long. The record is from the annotation of a GenBank genome assembly. Lineage: Eukaryota; Metazoa; Nematoda; Chromadorea; Rhabditida; Rhabditidae.